Molecule: messenger RNA, 1036 nt
Organism: Ilex paraguariensis (yerba mate)
Lineage: Eukaryota; Viridiplantae; Streptophyta; Magnoliopsida; Aquifoliales; Aquifoliaceae
Source: the annotation of a GenBank genome assembly
UAUACCCUUUAUAGCGUAUGUGACAAUAGCACUGUUUAAAGAUGGUGGUGAAAGUGUAUGGUCCUGUAAUGGCGGCUUGUCCACAGAGGGUGAUGGUUUGCCUUGUAGAGAUGGGAGUUGAUUUUGAGCUCAUCCAUGUCGACCUUGAAUCUGGAGAACACAAGCGGCCGGAGUUCCUACUCCGACAGCCCUUUGGACAAGUUCCUGCCAUUGAGGAUGGCGAGUUCAGGCUUUUUGAGUCUAGGGCGAUCAUUAGGUAUUAUGCAGCAAAGUACGCAAGCAAUGGUCCUAACCUACUAGGAACUACUCUAGAGGAGAGAGCUCUAGUUGAUCAAUGGCUAGAAGUCGAAGCACACAAUUUCAACGACUUAGUUUACGCGGUGGUGCUUCAACUGGUGGUCCUCCCACGAAUGGGGGAGAAUAGCAACAUGGCAGUGGUUCAUAACUGUCAGAAAAAGCUUGAGAAAGUACUCGACGUGUACGAGCAGAGGUUGUCGAAGAGCAGCUACCUUGCCGGAGAUUCUUUCACUCUUGCUGAUCUAAGUCACCUUCCGGGCAUUAGGUAUGUUAUGAAUGAAGCUGGACUUGGACAUUUAGUGACAGAGAGGAAGAAUGUGAACUCUUGGUGGAUUAAUAUUUCAAACAGGCCUUCUUGGAAGAAAGUAAUGAAGUUGAUGGAUUAGCCCCACUUGGAAUUGUCGAUUGGGAUCUUGUGUUAUUUUUGGAAUGUCAGGGAAAUUCCGUGUCAUUUCACCAAAACCUAGGGGGUCCGAAUGAUAUUUACACUCUACUAUUUUGUGUAGUAUGUCAACCUUAAUUACCUGCUUGGUUGAGGUGAAUUAUGUCUACUAAUCAAUUAUGGCAAUUUGUGUAAUAAACAAGAAUUAUUGUAUUCUUGUGUUAAGGACUAUAUAUAUGUAUUAGAGAUAAUUCGUGCUUGAAAUCACGAUGCAAUAUUGUGAAUGAUUUUGAGAGGAAUGUUAGUGGUCAUUGAAUGAAUUUAUUUAAGACCGUCAAAUAAACUUAUUGAAACCUG